This is a messenger RNA of Penicillium antarcticum, 1341 nucleotides long. RefSeq names its product YgfZ/GcvT domain-containing protein. The coding region runs from base 1 to 1341 and encodes 446 amino acids. The record is from RefSeq and is a predicted model, not a curated record. Gene Ontology annotation, molecular function: protein binding. NCBI's taxonomy places the organism in Eukaryota, Fungi, Ascomycota, Eurotiomycetes, Eurotiales, Aspergillaceae. Gene Ontology annotation, cellular component: mitochondrial matrix. The transcript has a single exon.
AUGAUGCGCCCACGCCCUUCAGCCUGCAGCCGUUGUCUUGCUCGCACUAAGCAGUUCUCGACAACAACAAACCGCAGCAACCAAUCCCAAAAUGCAUCAUUCCCGCCGCAGACGGGCUUUAGCCGACUCACCAACCGCGGACUCAUCUCCAUUAUCGGCACCGACAGCACGACUUUUCUCCAGGGUCUGAUGACCCAGAAUAUGCUCGUCCCCAACGAUCCCAACAAAGGCAUUCGACGUACAGGAGCAUACACCGCAUUCCUCAAUUCGCAAGGCCGAGUCCUGAACGACGCCUUUAUUUACCCGAUCCCCGGAGCCGAGAACAAUGCUGCCGAGCAAGGCUGGCUAGUGGAAGUGGACAGGAACCAGGUCCCGGUCCUAAUGAAACAUCUGAAGAAACACAAGCUCCGCGCCAAGCUCAAGCUCCGCGCUCUCGAAGAAGGCGAGCGCACCGUUUGGUCCACAUGGAAGAACCAUGAGGAACCACGGUGGGCAGCAUACAGCCUAGAGUCAGAAUCACCGUCACCGUUCUCGCCAACCUCCGAAAUAGCCGCAUGCCUUGACACCCGCGCUCCCGGCUUUGGUUCCCGAAUCAUCACUCCCGGCUCCGAUGGUCUCCGCAUCCAUCUCCCGGAUGAAGCACAAGUCGCCGGGUCUGAGGUUGCGCUGGACUCAUAUACUAUUCGUCGAUUCUUGCAUGGUGUUUCUGAGGGUCAGACCGAGAUCAUUAGUGGAUCUGCUCUGCCGUUGCAGUGUAAUAUGGAUAUGGCGAGGGGUAUCGAUUUCCGCAAGGGUUGUUAUGUUGGUCAGGAAUUAACGAUUCGCACUCAUCACCGCGGUGUCACGCGCAAGCGUCUUCUUCCCGUGCAGCUCUAUAAUAUGAGUCAGGAUGUGGCAAGUCUGCCAGAGGACCUGACAUAUGAUCCUUCUGUUCAAUUGACCUUGCCGACUGGCGAGUCGGAUAUCGUUAAAGCUGGUACCACCACUCGCCGGAACCGCAGUGCUGGAACUUUCCUGAAUGGUAUUGGAAAUAUCGGUCUUGCGCUGUGUCGUCUUGAAAUUAUGACUGAUGUCGCUCUCAUGGGCGAAACUCCGGCCCGUCCUCACGAACACCAGUUCAAGUUGACCUGGGCCCCGGAUGUCGAGCAGCCUAAUGACAUUGGUGUGCGUGCUUUCGUGCCGCCUUGGCUCAGAGAUUUUAUUUCCGGCGCGAAGGAGGAGAAGCCUGCUCCACGCAACCCUGAGGUUGGGGGCGAGCGGGCGAGGGAGCUUGUCGAGCAACUCGAGCAAGAAGAAUAUGAAGCCGAAGCCGAGGCCCAAGCCGAAUCUCACCGACGCUAA